This is a messenger RNA of Colletotrichum chrysophilum, 474 nucleotides long. RefSeq lists its product as uncharacterized. NCBI's taxonomy places the organism in Eukaryota, Fungi, Ascomycota, Sordariomycetes, Glomerellales, Glomerellaceae. The coding region runs from base 1 to 474 and encodes 157 amino acids. The record is from RefSeq and is a predicted model, not a curated record. The transcript has 2 exons.
AUGAAGACUUCCGUUCUCAUAGCAGUGGCCGUCGCCACGGUCGGCGUCAUUGCCCGCGUUCCCCAUGACGCGACCGCCACGGCCCCUGCUGCCAAGCCAAAUUUCCUGUACGGGCGGGAUGUGAACGGCACCAAUGACUGGGCCGAGGAGGAUGAGGUCAAGCUCCAGGGCUUCUUCGACAUCUUUUUUCCCAACCUCGCCGCCAAGAAGAAUCCACAACCGAGAGGGCCAUACCGUCAACAAUAUAGCCCGGACCAAUACAGCCCUGCUCCGCCCGCGAUCGAGAGCGGACUCGGGGAGCCUGAUCGACCUCGGCUCCCCGCCGUCGAGAAAGAGACUGUAUAUGUCACCCGGUUGGCUCAGGCCGCUGAGACUCCCGCCGCCCCCGCCAUCGUCGUGAAAGAGACCGUAUAUAUCACCAAAGCGGCUCGCUCCGCUGAGACCGCCGCCCCGGUCGCUCCCCCGGCAAUGUAG